Molecule: messenger RNA, 1095 nt
Organism: Rhea pennata
Lineage: Eukaryota; Metazoa; Chordata; Aves; Rheiformes; Rheidae
Gene: RAB24
Product: RAB24, member RAS oncogene family
Exons: 8
Coding region: 40-651 (203 amino acids)
Biological process (GO): intracellular protein transport
Cellular component (GO): endomembrane system; endocytic vesicle; autophagosome
Molecular function (GO): GTP binding; GTPase activity
Source: RefSeq, a predicted model, not a curated record
CCCCGGCGCGGCCCGGCCCGGCCCCGGCGCGGCGCGAGGAUGAGCGGGCGGCGCGUGGACGCCAAGGUGGUGCUGCUGGGCCAGGAGAGCGUGGGCAAGAGCAGCCUGGUGGAGCGCUACGUGCACCGCCGCUUCCGCCCCGGGCCCUACCAGAACACGAUCGGGGCCGCCUUCGUGGCCAAGGUGAUGCCCGUGGGGGACCAGACCGUGACCUUGGGGAUCUGGGACACAGCCGGCUCCGAGAGGUACGAGGCCAUGAGCCGGAUUUACUACCGCGGCGCGCGAGCGGCCAUCGUGUGCUACGAUCUUACUGACAGCAGCAGUUUCCAGCGAGCCAAAUUCUGGGUGAACGAGCUGCAGAACUUUGAGGAGAACUGCCGGAUCUAUCUGUGUGGCACCAAAAGCGACCUGCUGGAAGAGGACAGGAGGAAGCGGGGAGUUGACUUCCAUGACGUGCAGGACUAUGCGGAUGAGAUCAAGGCAGAGCUGUUUGAAACCUCCAGUAAGACGGGCGAGAGCGUUGAUGAACUGUUCCAGAAGGUGGCUGAGGACUUUGUACACUUCACCGCCUUCCAGGUGAUGACAGAGGAGAAAGGAGUUGACCUGGGCCAGAAGAGUGGUACCUACUUGUACAGCUGCUGCCACCACUGAGACCUUCUGCCAAAAGGGAAUUGCUGCUGUGGGCUUGGCAGUCCAUGCUCUCCAGACUUUUCCUAUUUUUUACCUGCUGUAUUUUAGCUGUAUGGGCUGCCUGGCCACGUAGAAACGGAGCACAGCCCCGUGGACUGCUCUCGUCUCCCUGGACUUGGCGUGCAGAGCAGCGCCAGCUGUAGCGGGCUGCUGCACGGUGCUGGGACACUGCUGCUGUGUGAGGAGCUGCAGACUGUGACGCCUCGGGAUGCUUGCAGAGACAUCUCCCUGCAGAGGGUUUAUCUGCUACCCAGUGUUUGAUAAAGCUGCUUCCCUGAGUCACAGCUCUGGCCCAGUGCAGCUGUUAAUUUAUUCUCUUGGAGAUAUUGCCUGAUACUUUACAGAUUAUUUAAGCAUCUUCUUUUGAGGUAUACAAUGUAAAUAAAACGCAUUGUGGUCUGAGAA